This is a messenger RNA of Adineta steineri, 394 nucleotides long. The record is from the annotation of a GenBank genome assembly. NCBI's taxonomy places the organism in Eukaryota, Metazoa, Rotifera, Eurotatoria, Adinetida, Adinetidae.
UUCAAAUUGAUUGAUGAAACUUUAGAAAAAAGAAAAUAUACAUAUAUCUAUAAAUUAGGUUAAAGUAUGGUAUCAAAAUCGUCGUACAAAACAUAAACGUUUGAAAUCUGAAGAUGGAAAUAAUAGUUCAAAUGAUAUUAAUGAUGAUGAAGAAGAACAACACGAAGAAUCUAUUGAACAUGAUCAUGAUCAUAAUCAACAAAAUCAAUCGGAUACAUCAGAUAUAAUGAUUAAAAAUGAUGAUGAACAUUCAUGGGAUAAUAAUAAUCCACAUUAUCAAUUUAUUUCUCAAUCAUCAACUCCACGUUCAUCAGUUUCUGAUCGUUAUUAUUUACAUCUUGCUGCAGCAGCUGCUGCUGCCGCGAAAAAUGGUUCAUCAGAUGAUCAUCGAUAA